AUGAGCGGGGACUCGGAGCCCGUCGGAUCCGACCGACCCCCGUCGGCCUCGACUCUCGUCGAGCCUGGCAUCAACGGAGGCACAGAUGUCUCUCAAACCAGGCCGCGGCAGGCGGAUGAGGCGGUCGCGAUGAAGAUUCAGCGGCUCUUCAUCUACCCUGUCAAGUCGAUGCUGCCCGUCGAGGUGUCCAUGGCCGAGAUCACGAGUGAGGGCCUGCGCUUCGACCGCCAGUAUGUCCUCAUCAAGGCGCCACCUGGACUCGAAGAGGACGCGGUCGCGGAGCACCUCACCAUCAAGACGACGUUCCGCAUGUGUCUCUUCCAGCCUUCGAUCAGUGACGACUGGUCCCGUCUCACCAUCACACAUACACUAGCCCAGCCACAGACGUCCAUCACCAUACCCCUUACACCAUCGCCACUCUCCUGCGUCCAGUCCAGAACCUAUCAAGUCAGCAUCUUCGGCACCAGAGCCCCCGGCGUAGACAUGGGAGACGGCCCCGCUGCCUUUUUCAGCAAGCACCUGGACAUGCCUGUCAAGCUGCUGUACAUAGCGGGCGACGGGAGCCGCGACAUCCCUGGCGCCUCGGGUCUGAAGCAGCCUCACAUAUCCUUCAAGGCGAAACAGGCCGGCGAGAACGGCAAGUCUACCAUUCAACGCAUCCGCUUUGCAGAUGCAUCGCCACUCCUCGUGACGUCGACAGCCUCGGCCGCCGACGCAUUGUCCCGGCUUCCCGCGGAUGUGCGCAACCAAGACGUAAUUAUCCGGCUCCGCCCAAACAUACACAUCGACGUUGGCCCAGGUGUCCAGGCCUGGGAUGAAGAUGAUUGGGGGAAACUCUUUAUCUCGUCGCCAGGCUCAGAUCUUCACAAAGCCACUAUCCGUUGCAUAUUCCGAACUCCGCGCUGCCUGAGCCUGAAUGUGGAUCUCAAGACCGGCAAAGCAGCGCCGCGAGAUCAGCAGUUGUACGGCCUACUCGCCAAGGACAGGCGGGUAAAUAGUGCCAUCCCCCACAAGCCGGUGUUCGGGCAGUACGCCACCGCCGGCCCAAUCGGCGCGAUCCUCCGCGUCGGAGACGAAGUUCGAGUUGUCCAGAGAGUUCCCCCACAGGAGUCUGACAUUGGAUGA
Messenger RNA from Purpureocillium lilacinum, 1125 nucleotides. Its product is annotated as mitochondrial amidoxime reducing component 2. The record is from RefSeq and is a predicted model, not a curated record. NCBI's taxonomy places the organism in Eukaryota, Fungi, Ascomycota, Sordariomycetes, Hypocreales, Ophiocordycipitaceae. Gene Ontology annotation, molecular function: pyridoxal phosphate binding; catalytic activity; molybdenum ion binding.